AUGCGUGGUUGGUCACGCUUGGCAUCAAGCCCUGAUCCGGCUGGAACUCGAGCAGCCCUCGCUGCGCUAUCCCAUAGACAGUCUCCACAGCCGUACCCUUACUAUCACCAUCAACAACCGCGAACUCCUUCACCACAACCACAAAUUGUCGUAGAGAACGGAGGAGGAGGUGGUGGAACCAGUUCAAUUGUGGCAUCGCCGACGACAACAACUGGCAAUGUGAAACUGGAGAAAGUGCCUUUGGUGCAAAAGUGGUCGCCCGAUACAAACUCCUCAUACUCACAACGUAUCACGAAGAGUAUGUCGUUGGAUACACCGGUAUCAGUGGCGCACGUCUGA
This is a messenger RNA of Strongylus vulgaris, 339 nucleotides long. Lineage: Eukaryota; Metazoa; Nematoda; Chromadorea; Rhabditida; Strongylidae. The record is from the annotation of a GenBank genome assembly.